Toxorhynchites rutilus septentrionalis is the source of this 6501-nucleotide messenger RNA. RefSeq names its product locomotion-related protein Hikaru genki (gene hig). The transcript is spliced from 12 exons. NCBI's taxonomy places the organism in Eukaryota, Metazoa, Arthropoda, Insecta, Diptera, Culicidae. Bases 566 to 3253 code for a protein of 895 amino acids. The record is from RefSeq and is a predicted model, not a curated record.
AAAGUUGUCCCAUAAUUCUCCGCCUCAGAACAUUAAGGUAGAUUAGUGUGAUUCUUGUUUAAAUUAUGCAAAUUAAAGCGUUAAGCUUGUCGAGAUGUGGGUUCUCCUGAUAUGGAUAGUAGUGGAUUAAUUAUUUAAAUUUGUCAUGGAUAUACUUCUCCUGUCGUCGCCAGCACUAGCUGAGGGUCGUAGCUGUGGAAUAGUGUGUAUCUCUCAACACCCGGCGCGUUCGUUGCGGGGUGGUGGGUGGUGUGUGGCAGCGGAGAUUAUAUUUCCAUAUCACUUUGGAAUAUUAUUGCCAUCCGAUGUUUGCACAAUCAGGAACGGCUUCUGCAUGAGCAAAAGCGUAGGCAUAUCCCACAGCACAGUGUCAUCAAACUCGCAGCCAGCCAACUAGAGCGCGUAAAAUUGUCCGCCAAGUGGAAGAAAUUGGAUUUCACCAAAUAAGCACACACAGUCCCAUCCGAGAACCAACGACCAGAGUCAGUAGGCGUUCCUAGAUCUCUCCCGCAAUAGCGACAGAAAAAAAAACAGGAACGUGGUGAAAAAGAGCUCAAGUGAGAAAAUGAUGCCCCAAUCGACGAGCAGCUCCAGCUCGAUGGGGAAAAUAUGUAAAAUUGAAAUCGGAAAAUGUUUGCUUUUCGUCACGCUGCUAACGAGUGUUUGCUUUCGAGCCAUCCGGACCGACGAAGGCUCCCCGGACGCCCAUCACCAGCAGCAGCAUCCACCUCCAACAAAUGAACCCGAAACAAGCACUGGCUGUCCACCACCGGAUUUCAAAGUAUCCCGUCCCCGGAAGCAUUACGCCACCACCGAGUCGCCGUAUGUCACCUUCGAAACGACCCAGAUUUAUCUGCCCCAAGAUUUCACCACGGCCGAUUUCGAGUUUGUCGAUGGUGGUGGAAAGUCCGCCUCCCUGGUGGGAUCCGGUUUGGGUAGUCAAAAUGCCCAGCUGCACGAUUCACACGACACACCCUUCUGGUGGGAGAUGGGCAUCCAGAAUGCCGAGACGAGGGAAUCGCUGGCCGCUGCAUCAUUCCCCUCGUACAGGGGAAGGGCAAAGCGUGGACUGCGGCGCAGUCAUCGGUUCCGUCGGUCCCCGGUGGGUCAGGACGGGCCGGAUAAUGCGUUGCACCAGGAGUUGACGCCGGUGAUUGUUAUAAAUAAUAUUUUUAACGAGAAUGACAGCGAUCACAGCGUGUUUGAUAAUGUGUUUUUGAACGGUAACCAGCUGGAUGAGGAGGGUGACGAGGAUAAGGAUCGGUACGUAGAUAAGAAUGAGAUCGGGGAGGUUUUGGAGGCGCAGGUGGAAGAUGGGCAAGGGUCGUCAAGAGCGAGAGUGAAGAGAAAGUCUGGCAAGACAACGGGUGCGCUGAGCAGAGCGAAGGGCAGCGGGGGUGAUAGCGGAGGAAGUAAAAGCAUCACCAGACACAAUAAACAAGAUAUCUUGGACAUGGAACAAGAUGACCGCAAAUUGCGCGAGGGCGCCGAUUCGUACCAGGAGGAUCUCAUGGUACGGACGAAGCGUAAAUCUGGUAAGGCAACCGGUGCUCUUAGCCGUCCGAAAGGCGGUAGUGAUAGUGGCAGUAAAAGUAUCAGUCGAAAUGCAAACAAAGGACAAUACGACGAAGAUGGGAGUUUCGUGCCACCACUACCCGAUUCCCGUGAAAGUCCGGACGAGGAAAAGGAGAGCGAAGAGAUUGAGGAGAGUCCAGAGCUGCAUCAGUUCCGAGAGGUCUCAGAAGUACGUUUCCCCGGUGAAGUUGGACCACUCGGUGGUCAUCGGUUGUGUAAAAUUCAAUGCAUCAGAGGUCAUUGGAUAGGUCCUCUGUGUGCAAUGAACGAACACGAGCAGGACGAGAAUGGCGACUUGAAGUUUGAGCCGUUGUACAAGCGAUGUGUGGUAGAUCAUAUCCCACCAUCUCUGCUUCUGAGCUAUAAAAAUGUCUCUGUGACCCUUGGAUGGGAUCUACCUCACGGUCAUACGCUUCAAGCGAGAUGUCGAGAUUUGGGACUGUAUAAGCUUUUGGGAGAAGCCAAAGUACUUUGUUCCAACGGUAUGUGGGCUCCAAAGAUGCCAUCCUGUGUACCAACGACACUUUUGACGAAUUAUUCCGAUGAUAGCCCACCUUCAAUACGAAUCAAAGUGGGAGUUGGAUCGGCAGCCUACGAACCGUCCGGAGUGCUAGCAGUGCUCCCAACAAGCACCAUUCAUUUGGACUGUAUGUACCCGCGGAGGCGCGGCUCCCCAGAAUGGACCUGGACUGGCUGGUUCCGGCAGUACUUAACGGAUCUGCCCGACAUGGACACUACUGUUAACCAAUUCAACCCAAUUCCUGAUUUUUUCAAUGUAGGUUGGUCAGCGGUUCCAGAGGAGAAGGCUUCCCGAUACCGGCUCACGAUUAAGGAUAUUCAAAAUCAGGACUCGGGCACGUACACCUGUGCAUCACCGCGUGGGCUCACCAACAGUAUUGUGAUCGUGGUAGCAGUGUCCCAAUGUUCCGCACUUUUGGAACCAAAGCCUCCCCUGUCGCUGCGUCUGGAGGGGAUUAAACUUGGACAAAGGGCUCUGUAUAGAUGUCCCCUUGGAUAUUCGCUGCAGGGAACCGCCAAUGCAACAUGUCUUGCAUCAGGAAACUGGUCAUCACCAUCGCCCAAUUGUCAUCCGAUCCAGUGUCCGCCUCUGUUCCUGGAAGAUCCCCAUCUCAGUCUGGUCGAGCUGAAUACUUCCGCCUGGGGUCGAGCGGUCUUCCGUUGCGCUUGGGGCUACCGUCUCAGUGGACCGCCUGGGCUUGAGUGCGAACCAAACGGCCACUGGAGUGGCCCAAUUCCAAGAUGCCGCGCGAUUCAAUGUCCGCAACCAUUGGUGCCGAUCAACGGCCGGAUAGAUGGAACCAGUGGGCUGAACACGUUUGGCCAGCGUCGUUACGCCGUCGGAGCGCUUGUAACAUUCAGUUGUACCGAAGGCCAUCUGCUCGUUGGGGAAGCAUCGAUUGUGUGCACCGAAACCGGCUUCUGGUCUCAUCCACCCCCCUUCUGUAAGGCCCAAUGUCCGUAUCCGGGAGAUCCACCGAACGGUUUGAUAGCUCCACUUAAAUUCCACUACGACCCCGGAGAUUACCUUACGGUACAAUGCCGGCCGGGAUUCGUCGAGCACGGAGCGAACGGUGGGCCACCGGAACGUCCCCGCUGCACUCCCGAAGGGGACUGGUCCGGACCAGUUCCCCAGUGUCGAAGCUACGAGGAGAUAUAACUAUACCAGCACCGGCGGCUGCCCAGCACUGGGUAAGGUACUUAUUUGUGAUAACAGUGGAGUAUAUACAGGACGCUCUUGUGUGACAAGAGACAGGUUAGAAUUGCCAUCAGCAGAUACAAAUACAAAAUGGUUUGGUGUUUUUUAUGAGAGUACAACUUGAAACGGUUUAACCCUGUAGAGAAAACAAAAAGCGUAGCACUUGAAGCCAUCCAAAAGACACAUGGUACUGUACCUUAGUAGUUUCCCGUGUGGUGCGAGGUCACGGUCCGAAAGCAAUUUUUCGACGAAUUUACUUUCAAUUAGUAACCGUAACUGUUACGCCACUAGUCCUAGAACGUAAUCAGUUGUUUGUAAAUAUGAUGCUGACACAAAGCUCGUAACCAGUUGAGGAUCUAAUUCAUUCCCACCUUAUACAAGUUCAUCGAUCCUUCGUCGAAAUUUAUCUUGAUCAAUCAAAUCAUAUCUUGUCUAUAGAAUUGUCUAACUGGAAACAGGAAGAAAAACAGUGUAUGUACUUAAAUAAACCGUUAGAUCCCAGCGAUCACAGCACAUUACUUACUACUACAGCAUUUGCAGCUGCUUUUCUCACAUUUCCAAGCACGAUGUUUUACCACCUCCCGCCCCCAAACGUAUAACCCAAAAGUUAUCACUCAGAAUCAAUACAUCCAACAAAGUAGGAGUGAAUAUUGAAAAUGUUGAAAUGUUUGAAGGUGAAGAAAUGUGUAUACAAAUGAAUUGAACAUCGUUAUCGAUAAGUUGUCAACUGUUAUGCAGACACCAAGCACGAAUCGGUAGGAUCUUCUUAUACCUAUCCAAUGUAGCUAUAACGAAUCAAGCCAAAUAGUGUAGAGUUACUAUAUCUCGUGUAUUCGCUGAAUGCUGCGUAGGUUUACUUCUGGUACCAAACUAGUCAUUUGGUAUUUUCUUUUUUCUAUUCUAUAAACCCUUACAAAUAGACUCUCAUAAACAAAUCGCCUCUCAAUGAUUGACCUACAGCACUUCAUGUCACACUUUAUUCACGCUGGCUUGAUAACUAUAGCCAUAAUAGCCAUAAGUUCUGUCGUUUGGAAAUUUAUAGCUCGAGAACAAAACGAGAUGAAAACUACAUUUUCAUUGAAAGUAUAAAACUAUCUAAAAUCAACAUUUUUGGCCAAAUUUUUAAAAUGGGCUUCCCUAUUCUUCACGCAGAGUCUUAAACAGUUGAACCAACCGUCAAUCGCUGCACGGAUUGUUGCAAGUGCGAGUUCGUGGGCUGCCUUCUCGAUAAAAUUCUUUAGCGAUUGCAAAUUCCGAUUGAAAUUUGCACAUGCAAGCUCCGCCAACUUCAUCUAAAGUAAGUAAUCCAGUGGAUUGAGAUCUGGGCUACCGGAUAGCCAAUCAUUUGUACACUAAUUGUUCAUUAAUAGAAAGCGAUUUGAGCAGCUCGUAGAACUGUUUCGCCGUCCUCCAGCUUCUCAAUAACACGACAGCUGCCACACGCUCCUCGUGCACACCGAACUUCACUUCACUACUACUACAUGAAAAAACGGAGAGUAAUAUACCUGCUGGAAGAGGCAAAAAUUUAUUACCAAUUGAACAUGACUUUGCCGAGCCCAGCCCACAAAUACAUUGCUGGUUGCAUUUUUUCCGAAUAAUAGAGAAUUUGAUUUUCAUAGAUAACUGUUUUUUUUUAAUAUGUGUUUUUUUACCUCCGCAGAGGAAGCGUCAUUUUAUGCAAAAAAAUGUUUCUAACGUUGUUGAUUUACUUAUUUAAACCCAAUUCGCUCUGCAGAAAAUUCUAUUUUCGUUAAAUACUUACCAUUAUCUAUAUAAAUCGUCAAAAUAGUCCAAUUCCCCGAUCCCCGAUCUUUAUUUUAUUGUAUUCGUUCCUGUCCAAACAUCAAUGUCAUGGGGAGAAAAAAAAUUGAAUUUUUCAAAAACUUUGAGGAAUGUUCGAAAAAAAACCCUCAUAGUUCUACAACGAUCGUUGUUAGUCCAAUUGGAUUUCGCGUUUGCGGAAUUAAGCUUCGUGUUCCGUUGGUGUGAAGCGAAAAUGGUAAUGGAUUCUCAGGUGGGUUAACACGCUUUGAAAAUUUAAAUUAUGAAUGAAAAUUUACUUUUUUGAAUCAAACAUGUAUUCCAUGUAACGGAAAAACAUUUUAUUUGCAAGUGAAUCAAGAAUCUUGAGCGAAAAUUGUGUCUGGAAAUAAAUUUAUAUUACGAGUUUUGGUAGAAGUUUUUAUAGUAAGAAAAAAAUUGUGAAUGGUCAAUUAAAAGAUCAAUCAAUGAAGAGUUCUGCAAUCGAACCCACUAACGUUCGCUUAGUAAGAAAACGAGAAUAUUCGAAAAAAAUUAUACCAUAAACUCAAUUAUGGGCGGGACAAAGUUUGCUGGGUAAGCCAGUGAAAAAAAUAUUGCUGGUGAAAAACUACUUGUUCAAAUCUACCACUUUUUGCUAUGCAUUUUGUUUAUGUUUGCUUCAUUUAAACUCGAUGUUAAAUUCAGCUUCGAUGUCCCGAGUAGAGAAAAUUCUUCGUGUGCGGCCGUUUCGCUUCACGUUCAUUACUUUCAUUCCCUACAUUGAAACGAAGUUUUCAAUAGACCCUCUCAAAGCGAAUUGAUACAUUCAUUUUUUCAAGCUGGUUAUAUUCAAAUGAAAUUUUCGUUGAUAUAUUCGAAACUUACUCACUGAAACAAUUAUAGUCUCUUUUUAUAAUAAAAUUUGUUUUUGAGGCAGAAAUUUUGCAAAAUGAAUGUGUCCGGCAUCUUUGAAAAAAUAAGAAUGAGUCGGGAAAAACGGACACUUGAAGGGAAAGAUGGACACUAACUGAAAAGUUAUAUUUUGAAAUUCAAAUUGAUGUACUCAAUAAGUGGCGGACGUCAAAUAGGCCUUAGAAAUGAAUGAACAAAAAGGCUUGACUAAAAUCACAUAGAAGGCCUUGUAAUUUUUUUCAUUUUUUUAAUGUCUAUAUUAUAUAUAUUUUUAUAUAUUUUCGUAACAGUUGACAAGUUAUCGUAUACGUGAAAUGCAAAAAAAUCGUAUUAUACUUUUUUCAACUUAUUCACCACGAUCAAUCAUAUAAUUAACUUUAUAACAGAAUUGAGAUGAAAGAGGGUAAAUCAAAUACAUUGUCGAAUACGCUUAUGUUUCGAAUCUUCGAGCAGAGAAAUUGUAUAUCACUCGAACACGAUGAGAACCUAUUGCUAUUGUUACUGUAAAAUCAAUUAUUACUACAAGGAUUAUAAAAAUACAUGUAUACACAAUC